CGGCUAGCUCAAUCGGUAGAGCGUGAGACUCUUAGUCUUUCACGGUCUAACAGACACGAUUACUCAGUACAUCUCAAGGUUGUGGGUUCGACCCCCACGUCGGGCUUGUACGUUAUUUUUUGCUCUUUCAUCAUCCAUCCUACUCGUUGUUUCAUUUUGGUACUU
Messenger RNA from Bipolaris victoriae FI3, 165 nucleotides. RefSeq lists its product as hypothetical. The transcript has a single exon. The annotation marks the transcript as partial. NCBI's taxonomy places the organism in Eukaryota, Fungi, Ascomycota, Dothideomycetes, Pleosporales, Pleosporaceae. The record is from RefSeq and is a predicted model, not a curated record.